AUGCCUGUCGGAAGCCGGGCUUCUUCUCCGGCCACCCUUGCUUACUCACCUACCUUUAGUCUGCAGAGCGCGCGCGGGACAGGAAGGAAUAGCGUGGCAGCUGGAUUCUUUCCAACGUCUGUGCCCCCCGACUGGGUCGCAGGGUAG
Aspergillus niger is the source of this 147-nucleotide messenger RNA. RefSeq lists its product as hypothetical. The coding region runs from base 1 to 147 and encodes 48 amino acids. The record is from RefSeq and is a predicted model, not a curated record. The transcript has 2 exons. Lineage: Eukaryota; Fungi; Ascomycota; Eurotiomycetes; Eurotiales; Aspergillaceae.